This is a messenger RNA of Coniosporium apollinis CBS 100218, 372 nucleotides long. RefSeq lists its product as uncharacterized. The coding region runs from base 1 to 372 and encodes 123 amino acids. The record is from RefSeq and is a predicted model, not a curated record. Lineage: Eukaryota; Fungi; Ascomycota; Dothideomycetes. The transcript has a single exon.
AUGCAGCUCCUCACUCCCCUCACCCUCCUCGCUCUCAGCGCGCACUCCGUCCUCAGCCUCCCGCAAGCCUGCACCGCCAAAAACCCCUGCAUAAAGCCUAAAGGCAAAGUCGAGCUUAAAUUCGUCAGCAAGAAUCUCGGUGGCUUCAACUACAACGUCAAGAUCGACAAAUAUACUUCCAUCUAUUUCGACAUGAAAAAGAAGGAUGCUGGCCCCAUCAGAACGGUUUGUAUGCCGGACAAUCCGUUGUACGGUCGGCUUAAGUGCAAGUUCAAGGGUGAAUUCGUAGACGAGCUCCCGGGUGCGCUCACGAAGGGGCAGUGCCUGCACCCGAAUAUGGUGGUGAUGGGCGUUAAGUGUACUGUAGGCUGA